Molecule: messenger RNA, 5459 nt
Organism: Impatiens glandulifera
Lineage: Eukaryota; Viridiplantae; Streptophyta; Magnoliopsida; Ericales; Balsaminaceae
Product: brefeldin A-inhibited guanine nucleotide-exchange protein 5-like
Exons: 33
Coding region: 45-5357 (1770 amino acids)
Biological process (GO): regulation of ARF protein signal transduction
Cellular component (GO): trans-Golgi network
Molecular function (GO): guanyl-nucleotide exchange factor activity
Source: RefSeq, a predicted model, not a curated record
AACUCGUCCGUCCUCAUCGUGAUCAAAUCUCGUUCGCAUCAAACAUGGCUGGCGGAGCCGCCGGUGGAUUUGUUACACGAGCAUUUGAAUCGAUGCUCAAAGAGUGUGCCAACAAAAAGUAUGGCGCUCUCCAAACAGCUAUCCGGACUUAUACAGACAUCACAAAUGAACAAAAUCUGCAAUCAGUGGCUAUUGAUACAGAUAAAACCUCCACCUUACCUGGAGAACAGAGUUCGCAAGAGGGAUCUCAUUCGGCUGAUGAGACAGAGCAUGCAAAGAAGGCGUCUAACAUAACAUCAAUCUUAGCUAAUGCUGGGAAUACAUUGGAAGGACCUGCAGCAGAGCUUGUUUUGAAUCCUCUCAGAUUAGCAUUUGAGACUAAAAAUGUUAAAGUUUUAGAAUUUGCUUUGGAUUGUCUUCAUAAACUUAUUGCAUAUGAUCAUUUAGAAGGUGAUCCUGGAUUAGAUGGAGGUAAAAAUGCACCAAUGCUUACAGAUAUUCUAAACAUGGUCUGUAGUUGUGUGGAUAAUUCAUCAUCAGACAGUACUAUUAUACAAGUAUUGAAGGUACUUUUGACAUCUGUAGCAUCAUCAAAGUUUAGAGUUCAUGGAGAGUCAUUGUUGGGAGUGAUCAGAGUAUGUUAUAAUAUUGCUCUUAACAGUAAGAGCCUUGUGAACCAAGCAACCUCAAAGGCAAUGUUGACCCAGAUGAUCAGCAUCGUGUUCAGGCGAAUGGAAUCUGAUUUGGUUUCUACUACAGACAGUUCUGUUUCACAUAAUAUACCUGUUACACAGAGUAGUUCAAACUCCACGACUGAUGAGACUGCAUCGAUUCACCAAAAUGACAAAGUAACGCCGGAGAAUGAAAGUUCAUUGGAUCAACGCAAAGAAACUUCUCUUGCAUCUAUUGAAGAACUUCAGAAUCUUGCAGUUGGAGCUGAUAUGAAGGGAUUAGAAGCUGCUUUAGACAAAGUUGUGCAUCUUGAAGAUGGUGAAAAAGUAACUAGAGGGAUUGACCUUGAGAGUAUGAACAUUGGCCAUCGUGAUGCUUUACUUCUAUUCCGGACACUUUGCAAGAUGGGUAUGAAGGAAGACAAGGAUGAAAUUACCAUGAAGACUCGCAUCUUAUCUCUUGAGCUUCUGCAGGGCUUAUUAGAAGGUGUUAGCCAUUCAUUCACAAUAAACUUUCAUUUUAUCGACUCGGUGAAAGCUUAUCUCUCAUAUGCCUUGUUGAGGGCAUCGGUUUCUCAAUCGCCAGUCUUAUUUCAGUAUGCAACUGGAAUAUUCUCUUUGUUAUUGUUGAGAUUUAGAGAAAGUCUUAAAGGAGAAAAUGGAGUUUUCUUUCCCUUGAUUGUCUUGCGUCCACUGGAUAGCAUGGAAUGUCCAUUGAACCAAAAAUUGGCUGUUCUUGGGGUGCUAGAGAAAAUUUGCAAGGAUUCUCAAAUGCUAGUUGACUUGUUUGUUAACUACGACUGUGAUCUUGAGGCACCUAACCUGUUUGAGCGCAUGGUCACUACAUUGUCAAAGCUAGCUCAAGGGACUCAAAACAUGGAUCCCAAAUCUGUUACUGCAUCCCAGAUGAGCUCAAUAAAAAGUUCAUCACUUCAAUGCCUAGUAAAUGUGCUGAAAUCUUUGGUUGAUUGGGAGAAGUCUCAAAGGCAAUUUCGAAAACAGGCAAAAGGUCAACAGUCAUAUGACGAACUUUCAUCCACAGAAAUCAGUGAGACAGAUAUCAAGGAGGAUUUGCCAAACAAUUUCGAAAAGGUUAAGGCUCACAAAUCUACACUGCAAGCAGCAAUAUCAGAGUUCAAUAGGCAUCCAGGAAAGGGUAUCGAGUACCUGUUAUCGAAUAAUUUGGUGGAAAAGACACCUGUUUCGGUCGCCCAAUUUUUAAGGAAUACACCUGCUUUAGACAAGGCUGUUAUUGGAGAUUACUUGGGCCAACACGAGGAAUUUCCCAUUGCUGUCAUGCAUUCUUUUGUUGAUUCUAUGAAUUUCUCUGGGAUGAAGUUUGAUGUUGCUGUUCGUGAGUUUCUUAGAGGAUUCAGACUUCCAGGAGAAGCUCAAAAGAUAGAUCGUAUAAUGGAGAAGUUUGCAGAGAGGUAUUGUGCAAACAAUCCUGGUCUUUUCAAGAAAGCAGACACUGCUUAUGUACUUGCUUAUGCAGUUAUCAUGUUGAAUACUGAUGCGCACAACCCAAUGGUAUGGCCUAAAAUGUCUAAGGCUGAUUUUGUACACAUGAAUACAACGAAUGAUACUGAAGACUCUGCUCCAACGGAACUAUUGGAGGAGAUCUAUCAUUCUAUUGUCAAAGAAGAAAUAAAAAUGAAAGAUGAUGUGACCAUUGUUGGGAAAACCACUAGACAAAAGCCAGAUGUAGAAGAGAGAGGUCAACUUAUCCGUAUUCUUAAUUUGGCUCUUCCAAGGGGAAAAUUGUCAACUGACCUUAAGUCUGAGAAUGAAGCUAUCACUAAACAAACACAGGCUAUAAUUCGAAAGCAAGGAGGAAAAAGGGGAGUAUUUUAUACAUUAAAUCAAAUUGAAAUUGUUAGGCCAAUGGUUGAAGCUGUAGGAUGGCCAUUGCUUGCGACCUUUUCUGUGACUAUGGGUGAAGGAGAAAACAAGCCAAAGAUCAUUCUCUGCAUGGAAGGAUUCAAAGCGGGGAUACAAAUCACUCAUGUUCUUGGAAUGGAUACCAUUCGCUAUGCAUUUUUAACAUCUCUCAUUAGAUUCAAUUUCUUGCAUGCACCUAAAGAUAUGCAGAGUAAAAACGUCGAGGCACUGCAGACCUUGUUAUCGUUGUGUGAAACAGAAACUGAUACUCUCCAAGACACCUGGCAUGCAAUUCUGGAGUGCAUUUCUCGCCUCGAAUUUAUUGUAUCCACUCCCACUAUGACCAUGACUGUCAUGCAAGCAUCAAACCAGAUCUCUAGAGAUGUCAUUGUGCAAUCAUUGAAAGAAUUGGCUGGAAAACCGGCUGAACAACUAUUCGUGAAUAGUGUUAAAUUGCCCAGUGAAGUGGUUGUGGAGUUCUUCACAGCUCUUUGUAAUGUUUCAGCUGAGGAAUUAAAGCAACAUCCGGCUCGUGUUUUCAGCUUGCAGAAACUAGUUGAGAUCAGCUACUACAAUAUGGCUCGCAUCCGUAUGGUAUGGGCCAGAAUAUGGUCUGUCUUAUCUACUCAUUUCAUUUAUGCUGGAAGCCAUCUUGACGAGGGAGUUGCUAUUUAUGCUAUUGAUUCUCUGCGGCAACUUGGUAUGAAAUAUCUGGAGAGGGAUGAACUUGCUAACUUUACUUUUCAAAACGAUAUUCUAAAUCCAUUUGUGAUUCUGAUGCGAAGUAGUCAAAAUGAAACAAUACGGAGGCUUAUUAUUGAUUGCAUUGUUCAGAUGAUAAAAUCUAAAGCAGGGAGCAUCAAAUCCGGCUGGCGUAGCGUGUUUAUGGUUUUUACAGCUGCUUCAUGUGAUGACUUGGAACGAAUCAUUGAAAGUGCAUUUGAGAAUGUGGAACAGGUUAUAUUGGAACACUUCAACAAUAUUGCGGGGGACUGCUUCCUGGAUUGUGUCAACUGUCUUAUUGGUUUUGCCAACAACAAAAGGUCCUACGGGAUCAGUCUGAAGGCCAUUGCUCUUCUCCGUAUAUGCGAGGACCGUUUUGCUGAGGGACUACUAACAGAUGGUGAUUUGAAGACCAUUGAUGUCAAUGUAGAUGCAACUUAUGAUAUGACUGAGCAUUACUGGUUUCCUAUGUUGGCUGGAUUAUCAGUCCUCACAUCAGACCCCAGAAAAGAGGUCAGCAAUUGCGCGCUGGAGGUCUUGUUCGACUUGCUAAAUGAGAGAGGUAGAAAGUUCUCAUCAUCAUUCUGGGAGAGUAUUUUCCAUCGAAUCCUGUUUCCCAUUUUUGAUCUUAUAAGAGAUGCUGGAAAAGAAAGUCCAGUCCAAUCUGGGGAUGGGUGGCUCCGUGAAACUAGCAUUCACUCUCUUCAAUUGCUUUGCAAUCUUUUCAACACUUUUUACAAGGAAGUUUGUUUCAUGCUGCCUCCUCUAUUGGGUUUUCUACUAGAUUGUGCCAAAAAAGCUGAUCAGUCAGUAGUUUCAAUUUCAUUGGGUGCUUUAGUGCAUCUUAUCAAAGUUGGAGGGCACCAGUUCAAUGAUAGUGAUUGGGAUGCAUUACUUGACAGCAUAAGUGAUGCCUUAUACACAACACAGCCUGUUGAGUUGCUUAAUACCUCUGCUAUUGUACAGCCCCACGGCCCUAUGGGUUUAACCAAACAUUUGGAAGCCUCUUCAGAUGAUAAUCCCUGGUCAGCCUCUCCUAUAAAUGAGGAGGUUGAUUACCGCCAAAACGAUGGCACUACACGUGAUCCUAAUGCAAUGGUCAUGGAAAACAACAAUCAAGAAAUGAACUCAGUGAUCUCUGAUGGCCAAUCAUCACCUUCAGGGGGAUCUUUGAAAAUUGUUGAAGGUGGUGGAAACCUUCAAAGGAGCCAAACAUUUGGUCAAAAGAUCAUGGGUAAUAUGAUGGACAGUGUGUUUGUUAGAAGUUUCACAACGAAACCUAAGGAUCGUGAUUCAGAAUUCAUAGUGCCAUCUUCUCCAUCAAAGAUAGUUGAUACUGUCGAUUCAGAUAUCAAAGAAGAGGUGGAUAGCCCCAUAUUGGCCACCAUCAGGAGCAAAUGCAUUACACAGCUACUACUCCUCGAUGCUAUUGACUGUAUUCAGGGAAAAUACUGGAACAAGCUGACUGCAUCACAAAAAGUUUCUCUAAUGGAUAUAUUAUUUGCUGCAUUGGAGUUUGCAUCAUCAUAUAAUUCAUAUGCCAAUCUCAGAUUGCGAAUGCAUCAUAUUCCUGCUGAAAGGCCACCUAUAAACCUUCUUCGCCACGAAUUAGCUGGUACAUGCAUUUAUUUGGACAUUUUGCAAAAGGCAACGUCUGAAGUUAAUGCUAAAAGAGAUGAACAACUCAAUGAUGAAGUCAGCUUGUUGGAAGAUGAUACAUCAAACAAAACUAAUUUUUCUUCCAAUUUACAUCAUGAUGCUGGAGGAGAGAAACUUGAAAUGGUAGCGGAGGGGAAGCUAGUAUCUUUUUGUGAACAGGUGUUGCAGGAAGCUUCUGAUUUCCAAUCAAGUCUUGGUGAGUCUCCGAACAUGGAUAUACAUCGGGUUCUUGAUUUACGGUCUCCAGUCAUUGUGAAGGUGCUCAAGGGCAUGUCUUUUAUGAACAAUCACAUAUUUAGAAGACACCUGAGGAGAUUCUAUCCUUUUAUAACUAAACUAGUCUGUUGCGACCAAAUGGAUGUUCGAUGUGCCCUUGCAGAUCUCUUCAGCAUGCAGUUCAAUCCAAUGUUAACAUGUCAUUAAAGUAAAAUUCUUCGAGUUUUGUGUUUUGAUGUUUCUCUAUGAAUUGACAGAGAAGAUUUUCUAAGUUGCUUCGUUUUUGUAUAGGAUUUGACAUGAUUCAUU